Messenger RNA from Lottia gigantea (owl limpet), 565 nucleotides. RefSeq lists its product as hypothetical. The transcript is spliced from 5 exons. Gene Ontology annotation, cellular component: nucleus. Gene Ontology annotation, biological process: intracellular signal transduction; peptidyl-serine phosphorylation; chromosome segregation. NCBI's taxonomy places the organism in Eukaryota, Metazoa, Mollusca, Gastropoda, Lottiidae. The record is from RefSeq and is a predicted model, not a curated record. The annotation marks the transcript as partial. Gene Ontology annotation, molecular function: protein serine/threonine kinase activity.
CAUAUUGAAGUUACGUCAAGCAGCAUUAAAGAAAGAAGAUGCAGAUCUUCAACUGGAAUUAGAGAAAUUGGAACGAGAGCGAAAUCUUCACAUUCGAGAAUUAAAACGAAUACAUAAUGAAGAUAAUUCUCGGUUUAAAGAACAUCCAAUACUAGCUGAACGUUAUUUAUUAUUAAGUUUAUUAGGGAAGGGAGGUUUUAGUGAGCCAUUUGGACACAACCUUUCACAGGCCACCAUCUUAGAAGAAAAUACAAUACUAAAAGCUACGGAGGUAGAAUUUCCCUCGAAACCUCCAGCGAGUUCUGAAGCUAAGUCAUUUAUUAGAAAAUGUUUACAAUAUAAGAAAGAAUUUCGACCAGACGUCUUGAGUCUUGGAUCUGAUGAUUAUUUAAAACCGGCUUCUUUAAAAUCCAAACACAACGUGGAUAUUCAGAGUGGAAUGACGAGCGGAAGUCUAACUCUUCAAUCUUCACAAUCAUCAUCACAGACUACGGCAGGGCACCCGUCUGCUACACUUAGCCUCAAUCAAUCCCCGGCUUUCUCUUUCGGUGAAAAAUUCUCCUAG